Molecule: messenger RNA, 1440 nt
Organism: Linum tenue
Lineage: Eukaryota; Viridiplantae; Streptophyta; Magnoliopsida; Malpighiales; Linaceae
Source: the annotation of a GenBank genome assembly
AUGAAGACGGCGGAGCUGGUUUUCGUCCCAUCCCCCGGCGCCGGCCACCUCUUCGCAAUGCUGGAGCUCGCCAAGCAGCUCGUCAACCACGACAGCAGACUUUCCAUCACCGUAUGCAUCAUGAAACGACCCUACGAAUCCGUAGCUCCCGCCUUCACUUCCCACUCCCUGGCCCCUGAUUCCAAAAACUCCAACCAGAUCCGAUUCGUCGACCUCCCCGCCGUCGAAUCCGACCCGAACGCCACCCCGGGCCAGCUCCUCCUCUCCCACAUCGCCGCCCACAAAUCCCACAUCCGAGAAAUCGUUUCGGCCCUCACCCAAUCGGACUCGAGACUCGCCGGCCUCGUGCUCGACAUGUUCUGCACCUCAAUCGUCGACGUGGCCAACGAAUUCGGCGUUCCUUCCUACGUCUUCUACACCUGCGGCGCCACUUUCCUCGGGUUCAUGUUCCACCUCCAGAAUCUCUACGACCGGCGGGAAAUCGAUCCGAUUGCGCUGAGGGACUCCGACGCCGAGCUGGAGAUCCCGGGCCUGAUGAAUCCCCUCCCGGGGAAGAACCUUCCUUCCGACGCGGUGGAGGAAGAGUGGCUCAAAGUGCUGGUCGAAACCACCAGAAGGAUAAGAGAAGCCAGGGGUAUUAUUGUAAAUACGUACCUCGAGCUCGAAUCCUACGCCGUCGAUUGCUUAUCCAGCGGUGGAAAUCCUCCCGUUUACCCGGUCGGUCCGAUUCUGAAUCUGAAAGGGGAAGGUCACGAGACGAAGGGAAAGAACGAAAUCAUCGAGUGGCUGGACGCUCAGCCGCCGUCUUCGGUGGUUUUCCUCUGUUUUGGGAGCCUGGGAAGCUUCUGCGAGGAGCAAUUGAAAGAGAUCGCGGCGGCGCUGGAACGCAGCGGCGAGAGGUUCCUGUGGUCUGUCCGCCGAUCUCCAGAGAAAGCACCAGCAAUGGAGGUUCUAAACGGAAACGGCGCCGAUUCGUUCGGUGAUUUGCUGCCGGGAGGAUUUCUGGAGCGAACGGCGGGGAGAGGGAAGGUGAUCGGGUGGGCGCCGCAGACGGCGGUCCUGGCUCACCGGUCGGUGAGGGGAUUCGUGUCGCACUGCGGUUGGAACUCGACGCUGGAGAGCAUUUGGUUCGGGGUCCCGAUGGCGGCGUGGCCGAUUUACGCGGAGCAGCAGCUGAACGCGUUCAAAUUGGUGAAGGAGUUGGAGUUGGCGGAAGAGAUAAGGAUUGAUUACCGGAGGGACGGCGGGUUGAUCGUGACGGCGGAGGAGAUCGAGGGAGGGAUCCGGCGGUUGAUGGCGGCGGCGGAAACGGAUGGGAUGGGGAAGAAGGUGAAAGAGAUGAGCGAGAAGGGCAGAGAAGCGUUGACCGAAGGUGGGUCCUCUUACUCUUCUAUGGGCCGUUUGAUUGCGGAUUUAAUGGAUAAUAAGAUUAUGCCGUGA